Molecule: messenger RNA, 2048 nt
Organism: Seriola dumerili (greater amberjack)
Lineage: Eukaryota; Metazoa; Chordata; Actinopteri; Carangiformes; Carangidae
Gene: fyna
Product: tyrosine-protein kinase fyna
Exons: 12
Coding region: 154-1767 (537 amino acids)
Biological process (GO): protein phosphorylation; innate immune response; T cell receptor signaling pathway
Cellular component (GO): extrinsic component of cytoplasmic side of plasma membrane
Molecular function (GO): non-membrane spanning protein tyrosine kinase activity; ATP binding; signaling receptor binding
Source: RefSeq, a predicted model, not a curated record
GAAUCGGCAGCAGGGACGGGUCUCCCUCCGCUAUUCUGUCUCAAUGCGAAGAAAACACACUGACAGAAAGUAGAAACACUUCAGCGAAUUCCCACACGAAAGUCUCUUUGGAAACUCCGAUGGAUUAAUCUGAUUUUUCUGCGAGAGUAGAGAAUGGGCUGUGUCCAAUGUAAGGAUAAAGAAGCAGCAAAACUCACUGAUGACCGGGAAACCAGCCUCUCGCACAACUCGGGGUACCGCUAUGGAUCCGACCCUACGCCGCAGCACUACCCUAGCUUCGGGGUCACCACCAUCCCCAACUACAACAACUUCCACAGCGCCGCCACACAGGGGGUGACCGUGUUCGGAGGAGUCCACACAUCCUCGCAGUCUGGGACGCUCAGGUCCCGGGGGGGAACAGGGGUGACUCUGUUUGUGGCUCUUUAUGACUACGAAGCCAGGACCGAGGAUGACCUCAGCUUCAGAAAGGGGGAGAGGUUCCAGAUCCUCAACAGCACCGAGGGAGACUGGUGGGAGGCUCGUUCCCUCACUACAGGUGGAACUGGUUACAUUCCCAGCAAUUACGUAGCUCCGGUGGACUCGAUCCAAGCUGAGGACUGGUAUUUUGGUAAAUUAGGUCGAAAGGAUGCAGAGAGGCAACUGCUCUCCAACGGCAACGCCAGAGGCACUUUCCUCAUCCGAGAGAGUGAAACAACCAAAGGAGCCUACUCCCUGUCCAUCCAGGACUGGGAUGACAUCAAGGGAGACCAUGUCAAACACUAUAAGAUUCGCAAGCUGGACAGUGGCGGCUACUACAUCACCACCAGGGCCCAGUUUGAAACGCUGCAGCAGCUAGUGCAGCACUACUCUGCCAGGGCUGCAGGGCUGUGCUGCCGCCUGAUCGUGCCGUGCCACAAAGGCAUGCCUCGUUUGACCGACCUGUCAGUCAAAACCAAAGACGUGUGGGAGAUCCCGCGAGAGUCGCUGCAGCUCAUCAAACGUCUCGGAAAUGGCCAGUUUGGAGAAGUCUGGAUGGGCACGUGGAACGGCACCACCAAGGUGGCAGUGAAGACUCUGAAGCCCGGCACCAUGUCGCCUGAGUCCUUCCUGGAGGAGGCUCAGAUCAUGAAGAAGCUCCGACACGACAAACUGGUGCAGCUCUACGCUGUUGUGUCCGAAGAACCCAUCUAUAUCGUCACUGAGUACAUGAGCAAAGGGAGUUUGCUUGAUUUCCUUAAGGACGGAGAAGGACGAGGCCUCAAGCUGCCAAAUCUAGUGGACAUGGCAGCUCAGGUGGCAGCAGGCAUGGCGUAUAUUGAGAGGAUGAACUACAUCCACAGAGACCUGCGCUCUGCCAACAUCCUAGUCGGAGACAGUCUGGUGUGUAAGAUUGCUGACUUUGGUCUGGCCAGGCUCAUCGAGGACAAUGAAUACACAGCAAGACAAGGUGCAAAGUUUCCCAUAAAGUGGACUGCUCCUGAGGCUGCGCUUUACGGGAAAUUCACCAUCAAGUCAGACGUGUGGUCAUUUGGCAUCCUGCUGACAGAGCUGGUGACCAAGGGCAGAGUGCCCUAUCCAGGCAUGAACAACCGCGAGGUGCUGGAGCAGGUGGAGCGAGGCUACCGGAUGCCAUGCCCGCAGGACUGCCCCACGUCCCUGCACGAGCUGAUGGUGCAGUGCUGGAAGAAAGACCCGGAGGAGAGGCCCACCUUUGAGUACCUGCAGGCCUUUUUGGAGGACUACUUCACUGCCACUGAGCCCCAGUACCAGCCAGGGGAUAAUCUCUGAGCACCGCCGCCCUCAUCUCAUGUCAUUUCCCUGGCCUUCCACCAGAGGGAGCCAGACUCCACAUAUUCUCUCUCUCAUCCUGUGGCUCCAACGAUCUUAAAAGCUCAUCGACUGACUUCUUGACUUCCAAGUAUCUCACACACACACACACACACACACACACACACACGCACACACACAAGAGGACGGAUGGCUGCUCUGUCAGCAAACUGACUAUCAAUUCAGUGGAUGUUUUUGAGGUGGGAGGGGGCGUUUGAGAUGAUUGAAGAGUUAAAAUGACU